AGCACAGUGCAAUCUUCCAGCGAAUAAAUCAAACGUAGCGAUGCCGCACCAGACGCGUCCUGCACUUCCUCUCCAGUUCUGCGCUUGCGUUGCGGCAUGGGGAAGGCGGAGAGGAAGAAGGUCAUCAUUGAUACCGACCCUGGAAUCGACGAUGCGAUGGCGAUCUUUGUGGCGUUGAAUUCUCCGGAGAUAGAGGUGAUCGGGCUGACGACAAUUUAUGGGAAUGUCUAUACAGAACUUGCUACCAAAAAUGCUCUGCAUUUGCUGGAAAUUGCAGGAAGGGCUGAUAUUCCAGUUGCUGAGGGAUCUCAUGUCACUAUCUUGAAAGGUACAAAGCUUCGGAUUGCUGAUUUUGUACAUGGUUCGGAUGGGCUAGGAAACCAGAACUUUCCACCGCCAAAAGGAAAGGCCAUUGAUGAAUCAGCUGCAACUUUUAUCGUAGAAAAAGCUAAGCAAUUUGCUGGAGAAGUUACUGUUGUUGCCCUUGGCCCACUUACCAAUAUUGCACUGGCCAUGGAACUCGACCCAGAAUUUUCUAAAACGAUAGGGCAAAUCAUCAUCCUUGGUGGUGCCUUUUCUGUGAAUGGGAAUGUUAAUCCAGCAGCUGAGGCUAAUAUAUUUGGUGAUCCUGAUGCUGCUGAUAUUGUGUUCACUAGCGGGGCUGAUAUUCUUACUGUGGGAUUAAACGUGACACAUCAAGUUAUUUUUACAGAUGCAGAUUUUGAGAAGCUCACACAAUCAAAGGGCAAACUUGCUCAAUAUCUGUCCAAUAUUUUAGGGAUUUACUUUUCGUAUCACCAUGAUGCCUAUGGAACACAAGGAGUUUACCUUCAUGACCCAACAGCUCUUCUUGCUGCAGUGGAUCCAUCAUUGUUGACUUAUACUGAGGGCGUGAUACGAGUCCAGACAAGUGGUAUAACUAGGGGCAUGACUGUACUUGACAAUACCAGAAAAACGUAUGGAGAAGUCACAGAAUGGUCAAAUAAGCCCACAGUGAAGAUUGCUGUAACUGUGGAUGCACCAGCAAUACUCAGGAUUGUCAUGGAAAGGCUUGUGAAUUCAUAGGAACCGAGAAUGUAAACCCUAAAUAAUGUUCACCAAGAAAGCAAAUUUACCGAAUUUGCUGUGAGCUCCUACUGAAUUUGCUUUGCUUCAUUUUAUGUUCUUUCUUUUACUUUCAAGUUAAUUCUUGUCAGGAUCUUUAUAAACAAGGUAAUUUGAAUGACGAUGCAUGAAGUGUGUUGGAACUUUCA
Messenger RNA from Zingiber officinale, 1253 nucleotides. Its product is annotated as probable uridine nucleosidase 2. The transcript has 9 exons. Gene Ontology annotation, molecular function: purine nucleosidase activity. The record is from RefSeq and is a predicted model, not a curated record. Gene Ontology annotation, biological process: purine nucleoside catabolic process. Lineage: Eukaryota; Viridiplantae; Streptophyta; Magnoliopsida; Zingiberales; Zingiberaceae. Bases 97 to 1065 code for a protein of 322 amino acids. Gene Ontology annotation, cellular component: cytosol.